Cryptomeria japonica (Japanese cedar) is the source of this 633-nucleotide messenger RNA. RefSeq names its product probable serine/threonine-protein kinase PBL23. Lineage: Eukaryota; Viridiplantae; Streptophyta; Pinopsida; Cupressales; Cupressaceae. The transcript has a single exon. The record is from RefSeq and is a predicted model, not a curated record. Bases 1 to 633 code for a protein of 210 amino acids. Gene Ontology annotation, molecular function: protein kinase activity; ATP binding. Gene Ontology annotation, biological process: protein phosphorylation.
AUGGUGUACUUGUAUGUUCACAGAAGAAAAAAGAGCAAGGAUGAGCACGUAAGACAAAGGGAUUUGUUCCUUGAGCGAGAAAUAGCUAGACUAAAUCAAAAUGAGUUGUUCCAUGCGACUUCAGAGUUUAGCGACACAAACAUAAUCGGCUCUCGCAGAAAGGCGAUGGUGUAUAGCGGGAGGCUAAAUAUAUCCGCCAGAGAACAAGCGGUAGAUUUGAAGAGAUUCAGAGAUGAAAUCGCCGGUAGUGAGAGCCUGAUCACUGAAAUUCGAGCGUUGGUCGUGACUAAACACUGUAACUUAGUUCUCUUGUUGGGGUAUUGUUGGGAUUCAAGGGCCAUGGCUUUGGUUAUGGAGAUGAUGUCGAAUCGAACCUUGGCCGAGCACAUUCAAGAAAAGAGACUGAACUGGAGCAGGUGCUUGAGAAUCACACGUGGCGUGGCUGAGGGAUUGAAGUACCUUCACCACAAAUGUCCGCAGCCAGUUUUACACUGCGAUUUGAAACCGUCCAACAUCUUGCUGGCCAUGGACUUCGAGCCCAGGAUUAUUGAUUUCGGGAUUUCCAGAAUCCUCAACUAUGAUGACAUGAGUCAUAGAUUUAGCACUUCCAAUUUGCAUGGGUCCAUCGGCUAA